GUGAACGGACGUACGUAGCGUGUGCUCCAUCAUAGCAGCGUCAAUCUUCGCAGAUCGUGAGGUGUGUGCGUAUGUGACUUCAGCGUUAUCAUUUAUGAUAAAGUGCUGUAACGAAUAGUGUGAAUUAUUUAUAUAUCUCUGGGUCCAUUGUUUGGGCAGCCAAUAACCAAUUCGAACCACUAACAAGGUCUGUUUCGUGUCCGUUACAACUCCACACCAGAGUCGGUGCUGCUUGCUCUCUAGCAAACAACGACAACAACACCCCAACAAGGCGAACCAACAUUCCGGUACAAAAUGGCGCUCAACUGUGGACAUUCGACGAUAAAGUAUCUGCUUUUCAUCUUUAACCUGCUGUGCUCGCUGUGCGGUAUUGCGCUGAUCGUGAUCGGUGCCGUAUCGUUGGUAAAACUAGAGGAACUGCGCGAGAUCAGCGAUGAGUACAACAUCGUCGCACCGUCCAUCCUGCUGAUCGUCUUCGGCUCGAUCGUGUUUGUGAUCUCAUUCUUCGGAUGCUGUGGUGCUAUUCGCGAAUCGUACUGCAUGACCUCGACCUAUAGCUUCUUCCUAAUCCUGCUCGUGAUCGCCCAGAUCGUGAUCGCUGUGUUGGUAUUUGUGUUCGUCGGUGAUGUGACCACUGCCAUCAAGAAGGGCUUUGAGCGUGUAUUCCAAAACCGCGACAGCCCGGUUAAUGCCGAUUUGAUCAACUCGAUCCAGCAGAACUUGCAAUGCUGCGGCAAGUCAAGCUUCCUGGACUACGGUCUUUCGUUCCCGCAGUCGUGCUGCAGCACCGGUGGAACUGCACCGGCGUGCGUUCCAUUUGCCCGUGGCUGUUUGGGCCGACUGUCCGAGUUCCUGGACAGUGCCGGUAACAUUGUUGCCUGGGUGUCGCUCGGUGUGGCCGCCGUCGAGCUGGUCGGUCUCAUCUCGGCCUGCUGUCUGGCCAACGCUAUCCGCAACCAGCAGAGAAGGUCUGGAUAUUAGAUUGAUCCUCCUGAUCCUUCCUAUCUACCACCCCUCGCCCAACCACGUAUUGUGUUUCACACCCAUAUUCAUCCGGCAUUUCCUCCUCAUCUUUAUCCUUCCACCAAACACAAACCAAAGUUCCAUGGGGAGAUGAGCGCGGAGGGAAUGUGUAUUGGCGCCUGUUAUUCGCGCAUACCCUUUACUCGGUAUUAAUUUGAAACGCGUAUAACCUACUACUAUUACCACCUACUAACAGUGUGUCCUGCAUGUACUGAACAAUCAUUAAGAUAACGAAACGAAAACUAAAACCUCUUCCUAAUAUCUCUACUCUGCCAUCAUGAUUUUUCUUCCUAUCCGGGAAGUGCAAACCAUUUCAUCUAAUGCAUUAUUUUGUGUUUUUAUUUUUUGUCAUGUUCUUCCGUCCCGUUUUUCUUACCAAUAUAGAUACAGCUAAAAAGUGUUCGCUACUAUAUGCUUUUUAGUAGCUUGUUGGGUGGGUGGUGUGUGUCGUCCGUCUUAUUAUAUGGCAGUGCCGGAAGAAGGAAAUGAAACCGCGAAAAUAUGAUGCUUUCUUCAAGUUAGUAACCAGAAUAGGGAGAUAAGUUUGGGAUUUAAGACAAACGGCGGGAACAUUAUGUGUUGUGUGUUUGUUGUGUGUACACCAAUGCACACGAGGACGUUUGUGAUGUCAUUGGGGUUGCGGUUUAAUGUCCUUUAUGCAAAAUCCUAGACAACGGUGCAAUUAAUCGCGCAACAGAGGAACGCAACGAAGGACAACUCUUGAGCACAAUUCAUUCACGCAAUGAAGACAAAUCAGUUAUCGUCUGUUCUUAUUUGUUGCAAAGAACAACAAACACGCGAAUAUCGUCACAAGUGCCGCCCCAAAAGGAAACCUCAUCACCACCACCGACACACCACGUCAGCCAUCACCCAUAGGGACGUCAGAGGAUCAGCGUGGAUCGUUCAAUCUGCCGGUGUGUGUGUGUGUGUGCCACAAGUACGCGAAACUACAAACACACAACUAUACAAAUAUGUUCCCGUGUGUUGGGUGCGUGUAAAUCGUUGAUCCUUCUUGAACUUGCUACUACAUGUUGUAUUUUUUCUAUGUUUGCACAAGAAAGGGCUUUUUCGCUGUUGAUGCUACACAUCACUUGCAAAUCGCAUAUACUUAUCUAUUUUUGGCUUUCUGUUCACAAACGAGAGAGUGUGCCGCAUAUGUAGGUUGCUUAUCAACACCAACUGGUCUAUAUGGUUGCUUUAAAUUCUUUCCGAACUUCGAAUAUUCCCGAGUGUGUACGGUAAUGUGCAAAACAUGUAAUGUAUGUAAUGUGUGGGUCUGUUAGGGCAAGGGAGAAACACACGACCGUUAGCAUGUAAGGCAAAUCUCCAUCCUCAUUGAACUAUAUAUAUGGCAUAACGACAAGGAAAUUCGAACGAAUUCAAAUGAAAUUUACAAAUAACACACGUUAAUGGACCUAUAGCGUUUGCUGUUGAUAGAAAGGGAAAUUUUUCACACAUUUAUAAUGUUUAUAACCAAAAGGAAGAACUUACAAUCGGUUUUUGCAACUGCAAAAGGCAAAGUUUAUAUUAUAAUUUUUGUAUCAAACACAUCUCCAGCUCUUGAACAGAACAAUUCAUGUACUUUCAGUGAAGUAUUUCUCGCCAGGAGAGAGAACUGUUGAAUUUGACCAACAAAAGGCAGUUAAUAAUAUAUACAUAUAUGAAGAAUCUUCUGUCGUUAAAAUAGAGGGUGUGUGUCUGUCUCGUAGAAAAUGUGUGGGAGCAGUUUGUUUUCUAUGGUUUCGGGCAUUAUUUACUUUCA
Anopheles moucheti is the source of this 2785-nucleotide messenger RNA. RefSeq names its product 23 kDa integral membrane protein-like. Gene Ontology annotation, cellular component: membrane. The transcript is spliced from 5 exons. The record is from RefSeq and is a predicted model, not a curated record. Lineage: Eukaryota; Metazoa; Arthropoda; Insecta; Diptera; Culicidae. Bases 295 to 981 code for a protein of 228 amino acids.